UAGCAGGGAAGCUUAUCGGGCUUGCUUUGGACACGUCGAGCAGUUUCGCCGUCCUUCGGCCGCGUCGGCGACACACCGGGUCGACACGUCUGCCACCAGUUCGUUUCUAGCGUGCCACGCGCGCGACACUACAUCGAUUUCUUGGAAUUGCUCUCGGACAAAAAAGAGAGCUUACCGACGCGACGCCGACGACGCGAAGCAUCUCCGAGAUGUUGCGCCAAACGUCACCGAAAGCCGCUUCAGGCGGCACCGGCUUCGCCAUGCUCCCGAGCGCCCACCGCAAGCCGGAGCGCCGCGACUCGAAGGCGUUCAAGAUGGAAACGCAGUUCAAUACCGGCCGCGCGUGGUUCCUCUCCGUCGCGCUGUUGCUGGGCACGCUCGGCUUCGUGCUCGUCGACCACUCGAGCCGGACGGCCAAUUUGCGCGGCCACCUCCACGAGAAGCACGCGCGCGCGAACGAGCAGAUCGCGACCCUGAAAACGCGCCUGCGCGGCCAGCUCUCCGCCGAGGCUCAGGCCAAAGAAGAGGCCCAGGCCUCGGCUGAAGCGGCCAAGAAGGAGGCCGCGGAAGGGAAGCGGUACUACCAGCAGGCGCGCGAGACGGCCGAGACGAUCCGGCAGGCGCGCGACACGCUCAAGGCGGAGCGCGACACGGCGCGGCUCGAGCGCGACGUCGUGAGCGGCGUGAGAAUCGCCACGCCGUCGACGCGACGCCAUCGACGCGUCGGACGCCACGCCAUCGACGCGUGAUUCGCACGCAGGCCGCGAGGAAGGACGCGCUCGCCGUCAAGGGCAAAUUGGAGUACGACAUCGAAAUGGUGAAGGAGGAGGUCCAAAAAUGGAAAAACCGGGCCCAGCUCGCGGUGCGGCAGGAUAACGAGCAUAAGCAAGCCGCCGAGACGGCCGCGAGCGCCGCGGCGGCGAAGCUGGGGGAGGCAGAGCUCAACAAAGCCGCCGUUGCGGCGGAGAAGAACGCGGCCGAGGCCCGCGCGGCCGCGGCCGAGCGGAAGGUCGAGAACCGUGUGGAAAUCAAAAUUGUACGGCGUGUUCGUGCUGAAUCGUCGCGUCGACCUCCACGCCAUCGGCGCGCCGCCAGCUCGACGGCGUGGCGAUGCCGGUUCCCCACCGCUCGACGGAGCCAGCACGGCCGCGUCGUCGCCGAGAAAUGACUGAUUGGUUUCCACACAGGUCGAGAACCUCCAGGCGGAGCUCGACAAGGCGCGCGGGCUCCUCAGGAAGUGCCAGGACAUGUUCGACACGCGCAACGCGGAGCUCCAGAAGCUCCGCGCCGACCACUCCGAGGACCACAACCAGGUCGUCGCGCACCAGAAGGAAAUCGAGGCCAUGAAAGAAUGGUCCGAGGAGGCCAAGGGCCAGAUGCAGGAGCUGUCGCAGCGCGCGGCGCAGACGCCGGCGCACAUGUCCACGCUCGAGGCCAUCCUCGCGCGCAUGACGGCGCGGCCGACGGAAAAGGACGUCGCGGAGGCCGAGCGCCUCCAGAAGGUCAUGGCGGGGGCGGAGGACUAGGUGUGUCCAUCGUUCCUACUACUACUCUCCUGGGGCUCGACGCGUAGCGUGCUGCGUAGGGCCGGGGGCGUACGGGCGCGGCGGCGAGAUCACGCGGACCCCGCGUCGGCUCCGCGGCUAG
Messenger RNA from Pelagomonas calceolata, 1647 nucleotides. Lineage: Eukaryota; Pelagophyceae; Pelagomonadales; Pelagomonadaceae. The record is from the annotation of a GenBank genome assembly.